AAUGAUGGCUUCGUUCUUUUCGUUGUACCCUUCUACUGCAUCGGCUUCUUUUGCACAUUACUAUUCUCUCGGGUUUCACUGCCGAGGUGGCUACUCCAAGAUCAUGUCGCUAUUAUGAACCAGGACAGGGACCACAACAUCGUUGUCCCCGACCGGAAUUCCCAGUCACACACUUGCAAAGAGUCUUGUCCUGUUGAAGAGAAAACGGAGACGGACGGUGGUAGUGGUCAUGCCAGAUAUAUUGGCUCUGGCGUGCAUGAAGACCCUUACAUUGUUGUCUGGGACGAAGAGGAUCCAGAAAAUCCAUACAACUGGUCAAAGACGCGCAAGUGGAUCAUCACUAUGCAGUUGGCGUUGACCACUUUCACGGUGUCUUUCAGCAGUAGUUCGUACAGUGGCGGCUUGGAAUACAUCGUUCGCGACUUAAAUGUAUCGGAUGAGUUAGCCGUAUUGGGUAUAUCUUUAUACGUGUUGGGAUUCGCAGUUGGGCCACUUUUAUUCGCACCAAUGGGAGAGAUGUACGGUCGGCGUAUAGUGUUUUUGAUCACUGUCGGGUUGUAUACUCCUCUGCAUAUCGGGGGAGCUUUUGCUAGGAACAUAAUCACUGUCCUUAUCGCAUGUGGCAUACUCAGUCAUACUUCGGGUACAGCUUUGACCAAUGCAGGAGGAGCAGUAGCAGAUAUAUUUAAUCCUCGUGAGAGGGGCCUUGCGUCUGCAAUCUAUGCUGCAGUACCAUUCCUUGGUCCAGUGAUUGGUCCCAUCGUUGGUGGCUUUGUAGCAGACUCUAGUCUCGGAUGGCAUUUCAAUUUUUGGCUGAUGUUACUUUUGGGUGCCAUAAGCUUAAUAAUGGGGUAUUUUCUGGCACCAGAAACGUAUGCGCCGGUUCUCUUACGAAGGCGUGCCAAACACCUCAUGCAACUUUCGAAUGGAACGAUCUCUUACAAAUCUAAAUAUGACAUAGGUCGUUCAACAUCCUUCAUGAAAGUAAUGAGAGUCAAUUUGAGCAGACCAUUUGUUUUCAUGUUCACCGAACCGAUUGUUCUACUGUUUGCAAUUUAUAUUUCUGUCGUCUACGGCACAUUGUAUGCUUUGUUCUCGGCUUUCCCUAUCGUGUUCGAAACACGAAGAGGGUGGUCUGCUGGUGUAGGGGGGCUUGCUUUCCUCGGAGUUGGGGCAGGCAUAUCCGUAGGGACGGCCACUGCUUCUAUUCAGAAUACCAUCUAUCAGAAAGCGAUGGAUAAGAGUUCCACUGGAAGAGCGCCCCCCGAAGCUCGACUGCACAUGGCAAUGAUGGGAGGCAUUCUCGUGCCUAUAGGUCUCUUUUGGUUCGCAUGGACCGCGGAUCCGCCUGUGCAUUGGAUCGUGCCUAUCAUAGCAGGCUUUCCAUUCGGGCAGGGUGUCUGUCAAAUUCUUCAGAGUUCGACUGCUUACUUGAUGGAUGCAUACGAAAUUUAUUUCGCGAGCGCUAUCGCUGCUACCAUUGUUCUGCGCUCUAUUUUCGCAGCUGUUUUUCCGGUCAUAGCACCUACAAUGUUCGAAAACUUGGGAGACGCGUGGGGUAUGAGCAUCUUCGCGUUCUUAGGCUUGGCUUGCACUCCCAUACCGUUCUUAUUUUGGAAACACGGCAAAGCGAUUCGCAGCAAAUCAAAAUAUGCCUACAAAGAAUCUGAAUCUGACGAUACAUCAUGAACCUUCUUUCAUUUACAGUUGGACAUUUCCGAAUUCUCUAAAAAUAAUAU
This is a messenger RNA of Lentinula edodes (shiitake mushroom), 1739 nucleotides long. Its product is annotated as MFS general substrate transporter. Gene Ontology annotation, molecular function: transmembrane transporter activity. Bases 115 to 1689 code for a protein of 524 amino acids. The record is from RefSeq and is a predicted model, not a curated record. The transcript is spliced from 14 exons. NCBI's taxonomy places the organism in Eukaryota, Fungi, Basidiomycota, Agaricomycetes, Agaricales, Omphalotaceae. Gene Ontology annotation, biological process: transmembrane transport.